This is a messenger RNA of Drosophila guanche, 355 nucleotides long. It is a transcript of the gene Tim13, whose product is annotated as mitochondrial import inner membrane translocase subunit Tim13. The record is from RefSeq and is a predicted model, not a curated record. The coding region runs from base 27 to 308 and encodes 93 amino acids. The transcript has a single exon. Lineage: Eukaryota; Metazoa; Arthropoda; Insecta; Diptera; Drosophilidae.
UAAAAAUUUUGAAUUAUAUUAAACGAAUGAUGGCUGACACAGCCACAGGCCAAAAUAAGGUGGAGCUGAUGAGCCAAGUGAAGCAACAGAUCGCAUUGGCCAAUGCCCAGGAGAUGCUAUCGAAGAUGACCGAGAAGUGCUUCAAGAAGUGCAUCCAGAAGCCGGGCAAGGCGCUGGAUAACAGCGAGCAGCGUUGCAUUUCGCAGUGCAUGGACCGCUACAUGGACUCCUGGAACCUGGUCUCGCGCACCUACGGCAACCGCUUGCAGCGCGAACACUACAAGGACACCGUGGAAAUGGCAGACUGACGUUGAUCUUGUCACUCAUACACACAAAUAAAGACCCAUAAAAGUUA